Molecule: messenger RNA, 2789 nt
Organism: Mycotypha africana
Lineage: Eukaryota; Fungi; Mucoromycota; Mucoromycetes; Mucorales; Mycotyphaceae
Product: kinase-like domain-containing protein
Exons: 8
Coding region: 199-2394 (731 amino acids)
Biological process (GO): protein phosphorylation
Molecular function (GO): ATP binding; protein kinase activity
Source: RefSeq, a predicted model, not a curated record
CGUGUCUGAGUGUGUUUGUGUGUUUGUGUGUCCUUUCCUUUUCCUAUUUCUUAAAUCUUUUAUUUUUUGCGUAUUUUUAUAACCAUUUUAGCAUUUUUGUAAAUUAAAUCAACAUCUAUACACUUUGUCAUUGUAUCUCCACUACGACUCGUACAAUCUUUAUACAGUAAAAAGGUCAACAAAUCGACAACCCAGGCAAUGAUGACAGAAAAGACGAAUGCACCGAAAAUUAUUGGUGAAUAUAUCAUGUCCUCUACCAUCGGUCAUGGAUCAACAGGGCGAGUGAAGCUUGGAAUUCAUCAGUCAACUGGCUUGAAAGUAGCGAUAAAGAUCAUACCCCGUAUUCAACUGCAUUCAUCGAUAAGAAUUACUCAAGCUGUCGAAAGAGAAUUAGCCGUAUUACAACUAUUACAUCAUCCCAACCUGAUCAACCUCUAUCAAGUCUUGCAAGACGAGCAGAAUAUCUACUUUAUAACUGAAUAUGUGCCGGGGGGAGAGCUGUAUUACUUAUUAAGUGAACGGCAUGACCGUCGAUUAUCUGAAUUGGAAGCCAAAGAUAUCUUUAGUCAAAUAGCGAGUGCCUUAGCAUGGUGUCACUCUCGGCAUAUAUGUCAUAGAGAUCUCAAGCCAGAAAAUAUACUCUUGGAUAGUGACAAAAAACAUAUCAAGAUUGCUGAUUUUGGAAUGGCUAUUAUGCAGCCAACUACAAAAUUAUUAAAAACAAGCUGCGGUUCUCCGCAUUACGCUAGUCCUGAAAUUGUCAGGGGAAUUCCAUAUUAUGGUCCAUCGGCUGACGUGUGGUCCGCUGGUGUAAUCUUGUACAUCCUAUUGACCGGAAAGUUACCAUUUGAUGAUCGUCACGUUGGAAGACUAUUAGCAAAAAUUAAAACAGGUCGUUUCAGACAAUUACCAGAUUGGGUAUCAUCGGCAGCAAAGGAUCUUAUCUAUAGGAUGUUAAAUAUUGAUCCAAACAAGCGAAUUAAUUUUAAUGACGUGUUAAACCAUCCUUGGUUGUUGUCUCAUCCUUUACCAACAACCCUGAAUUCAACUGCAGUACCAACCACUGUUUUGAGCAGUCUCCAUACCAAUACCAACAGUACACUAUUGAAAGGAAGCGAUUUCAUGUGUAGCAGUACACCUUCCAGCCGAAUGCUUUCGAUACAUUCUUUUUCGUUCCGUUGCAAUCCAUGGCACGACGAGCAGUUGAAAUCACCACUCAUAAAGAGCCCAAAUGAACUCGAUGGACCGACAAAAGAGACCCUCAAAGUAUUAUGGCGAGACUUAAGUCAUGACCAAAUAGUAACUGCAUUGAUGGAAAAAAGUCCAAACAUUCAAAAACUCACUUUCCAAUUAUUACAACAGAGACAAGAAAGACACUUACUUAUGAUGGAAAGAUCAAUGAAACUGCAGCAAGAGCAACAGAAUUUCAAGAAAUACACUAUUUGUGAUACAACACAUCAUCGACAACUUAAAAGAUGCAGUUAUGAUUCAACAGCCACAGCGACCUCUAGUUGUGAGACAAACAAUUAUUAUCAUCAUCAUCAUCAUCAUCAACAACAUCAUUAUGACAGCAACAGUCCGCCAACGCCGUUCAAUUUAGAAGAAGAAGGCUCCUCUUCAAAUCACAGUAGUAGUGGCAGUGUUUAUACCAACAAGAGUUCGAUCAUCAUGCCAUCCUCCUCCUCAUCCACCACAACAAGUGCCACCCUUAUUGACGUCUUGCCUCAAUUACAGUCGAAUCACAACACCCACCAUAACAACAACUCAAAGAGAGCCAUGCUAAUGAUGAUGAUGAACGAUUGCUGCACUGUUCAACCCCCUUUGUCUAUCGUUCAACAAUUGAUCAAACACCAUUACUCGGUACCUGCUCUUAUCCAAUCUCUUUCCCCUAAAAACCCGUCCCUACAACACACAACUUAUCUCACAACCACUUCUACUCGCGCUUCUUCCUUUGAAGACGGACACACCACUUCAGGGAAUUUAUUACUAACAGCACUAUUCAACAACAGUACGAAUACACGUGAUUUUGAAAAGACAACAACACCCACAUUAUCUACAUUGCGCUACUUUAAACGUUGCAUGCUACAUCAUAAAUCAUCGCUCACCAACUACUUCAUGUCUGUCAGCAGUAGCAGCAGCCGUCUAGCGAAACUCAUCUCUACCUUCACGACGACAUCCGACCGUUAUUUUGGUAAAAAGAAGAAUAAACGACGAAACACAUCUUCACACAAUAAAGAAUUAUCCAUACAAUAUCCCGCAAAAACAGAAUACGUUGCUGCAGGGAAACUGCAUUACAUUCUUUCAGAGCAUCUUAAAGGAGAUAUGAGUGGAUGUAUGUAUCCUGAUGGCAAAAUCUUGUGGUCUGGUAGGAUAGGUAAAGAGAAAGCUCAGUGACAUUUUAUAUAUGUGUAUACAUAUGUCGUAUGUACGUAUGCGUCCCGAGAUUUAAUGCUUUUUUCCCCUUACUUCUCAAUUAAUACAUAGGUAGUUCUCCUGUACUAAUACCAACCACAACUACAGCAAAUGAUCAGCAUCCAUAUCAUCUUCAUCAUCAUUGUAGUUCUCAUGAUAGCAGCAGCGGCAGCAAUACAGCAACCAAUCGUAUCGCUACAACAACCGCUAGUUUCCUUUGUAGAAUUAAAAAAAUCAACGAAGCCAUGCAUAAAAUUACAUUUAUUACUCAUCAAUCCGAUAUUUCCUUCUUGAACCAAAUGAUUCAUUUGUUAUCCUUGUACGAAUUGGAAUCAACUUAUGUCAUGAAGAUAAAUGGUUGGACUUGAGUAUUUUUU